Molecule: messenger RNA, 664 nt
Organism: Danio aesculapii
Lineage: Eukaryota; Metazoa; Chordata; Actinopteri; Cypriniformes; Danionidae
Gene: cart4
Product: cocaine- and amphetamine-regulated transcript 4
Exons: 3
Coding region: 46-363 (105 amino acids)
Biological process (GO): adult feeding behavior; negative regulation of appetite; G protein-coupled receptor signaling pathway
Molecular function (GO): neuropeptide hormone activity
Source: RefSeq, a predicted model, not a curated record
UUUACUUCAGUUUGAACUUAGACUAACACCAAAGCAUUCAGCACCAUGGAGAGCAUCCGAGCCGCGGUUUACCUGAGCGUGUUCCUGUCGCUGCUGAGCGUCUGCAGGGCGCAGAUUCAGAUGCAGGACAGCCGACUGAGCGACCAGGACGAGCAGUUCAUCAAGAGAGACCUGGCUGAGGCACUCGAUGAACUUCUGGAUGGAGAUCAGGAUAAUCGGAUAUCUCUGGAGAAAAAAGCAAGCAUCAUUCCCAGGUGUGACGUAGGGGAGCGGUGUGCCAUGAAACACGGACCGCGCAUCGGACGCCUGUGUGACUGUAUGCGAGGAACCGCCUGCAACACUUUCUUCUUGCGCUGCUACUGAUGGAGCUGGCAGAAAUAAUCUGAAUCUUCUCUCUCAGGCUAAACUCUUGACAGCAAAGCUUGAGUCUGACACCUCAUUUGUUAACAGUUUAUUGUGUGAAUUUUCAUGGGUGGCGUACUACUGACACUGUUGUGUAUCUUGCUGAACUCCUGUGUAUAUGAUUAAACCGGUUUAUUUUCAGUUAAUAAAAUGUCUUUAUAAGGCUCACUCAUUCUGAAUAUCGUCUAAUUGAAAAGUAUGUCUAGGUUCUCUGUGAGAUCAUUUAAAUGUGUUUAAUAAAACCUGUAAAACACUGUACAAG